UAAACAGUCAAGAAGUUGCCUUGAUGAAAUGAGAGAAAUUUUCCGAUCAUUUUUUGAACAACGUAAUCAAUUUUCCAGUAUACAUAAUAAUACACGAAAUGAAGUUCAUGAUUUGUUUAUGAAGUUGAAAAGAACAUUAACUCAAUCAUUAUCAUCCAUAGCAUGGACCAGUGACGGUGAAAAACUCAGAGCCAUUUAUACGGUUGAUCGAAUUGAAUUUUGGUCAUAUAAAAUAGAUGAUUUUCACAAAAUAUCCAAUAACUACUUGCGGACAGUAGAUUCACAAAAACGUUUUUUAGACAACUACUACAUGAAUGUUUACCUUUCUCAAACGUUAAACUACUAUGUGUCAGUGGUUAGACUUUCAUUUAUAAGCAACAUGAUUAGAAGUGAUGGUGAGCAAUAUAUCAUUUAUCCUGGAGUGUAUUUGGCUGCUGCGUUAAUACAACCAUCCUUCUUAAGUGAAUACUAUUCAAUAACUGAAAAAUAUGGAAUUCUUAGUUGGAUUAUCGGUCGAACAAUAAUUUAUGAAGCUUUCCGUAAUCAAAUGUUGGAUGAAAGUUCUCAGUCUAAAUGUGAAUCAGAAGAUUUAUCAGCAAUUGAAAAUCAAUUGUGUUGUGUAUCAAGACAAAUUAACAAUCGAACAGUUGAAAAGAAAAAUUCAAAGCAACUGGUAUCUGAUAUUAUUGGUCUUACGUUAUCAUUUUCCAGAUACGGAGAUCACAUGACGGGACAUGAUAGUGAUUUGAAGAAAAAGAAGUCAUUUUUCAAAACAUUCGCUAAAGGGUUUUGCAAUGGCUUCCAUUCUGAUCUAAUUGGUUACGUGUUACAGUCGUUCGAAGAUAAAUUUAGUGUAAAUGAUAUUCUUAAACACAGUUAUGAAUUUUCCGAAACUUAUCAAUGUCCUCUCGGUUCCAAAAUGAAUCCUGUGGAUAAAUGUACAUUUUAAAUAAACGAAACGAUCAUCUAUGCCUGGGUAUAUGUUCUCUACUUUUUUCCAUUGUAACCUACGAAGU
Schistosoma turkestanicum is the source of this 1016-nucleotide messenger RNA. NCBI's taxonomy places the organism in Eukaryota, Metazoa, Platyhelminthes, Trematoda, Strigeidida, Schistosomatidae. The record is from the annotation of a GenBank genome assembly.